Drosophila ficusphila is the source of this 810-nucleotide messenger RNA. RefSeq names its product cilia- and flagella-associated protein 298. Bases 1 to 810 code for a protein of 269 amino acids. Gene Ontology annotation, biological process: regulation of cilium movement. Lineage: Eukaryota; Metazoa; Arthropoda; Insecta; Diptera; Drosophilidae. The transcript has 4 exons. The record is from RefSeq and is a predicted model, not a curated record.
AUGGUGGUUCUACAUGUGAAGCGCGGAGACGAGGUCCUCUUUUGUUUUGAGACCAGUGUUAAGGAGAAGACAGACUUGGUUCUGCGGGAUCUGGUGGCGCUCUACAAUGGCCGCCUCAAGAUUCAGCGUAUCUGCAUGGAGAUCGAGGAACUGGCCGAACACGGCACCAUGGUACCGCCUGAAAUGAUGGGCCUGAACGAGGACCAGAGAGAGGAGCUCAAGCUAAAGGAUAAUUUUGCGGAGAAGUGCAUUCCUUCAGGCGGCUUCACCAUCAACAAGGAUCCACUCCUCCGCCGAAAUGGGCAGCAGCCGAAUGAGGCUAUGCAGAAGGUCCUGGCAAAUGCAAUGACGGAUGCCAAGGCCAUGGUGGACAGGAAACUAGCCAAGGACUCGAAAGUUUUGACUCUGAAGAUUGUUGAGGAGGCCUUGAACCUCCUUCGCGGUGCCGUGACCAUUGUUUAUCCCAUGCAAUUGCCUCCUCACGACACGAUUCGCAUGGAGUUCACCAACAUGGAGGAUCUGACUGGCACUCAGGCCUCCAAGGAGGUCAUUGAACCCUCGAAGGCUCAGUUCUGGUUUGCCGGACGCCAGAUGCUGAUGGGAAAGCUCAUGAGCGAGUAUUUGGGCCACAAUGAUAAAACUAAGGUUGUGGUGAAGCUAAAUCAACUGGGUGAAGGACCUCCAGGACGCGAGGCAGUGAUCUCGGAUCCCUUGCGCAAGCAAAUGAUGGCCGAAGCCUUCCGCCGCCAGGAGGAACUCAAGAUAAAUGCCACUUUGUCUAAGGCGCAUCUGCUUAAACGUUUAGAGUGA